AGCAGAGAACCAAACCGGACCCCUAAUGUCCUCGAUGGAUCCUCUGUUCAAAGCCUCCAAUGGGACCGUGGACACUCUUCUGUUUUCAUACAACAUUGGAUCUGAAACUGGUGCUGCAUGUUGUGUUGCAGCUGAUCUGAGACCAGUGUCCGCUCUGAAUGUGACACAUUUGUUGUCUUCAGAUGUGACCAACGUCACUGCAGAACCCGGACGGGAUGCGACGCUGCCGUGUACCGGUUCUGUCCACACUGACAUCCUGACAGUGGAGUGGAGACGAGCGGAGGAGAUCGUGUGCGUCAACACUCGACCCGAGAGCAGCGCCCAGUGUGAAAAUGAAGCCCUGCCAUCGUUGCAGAACCGGGUCCAGCUGAGCAGCGGUUCCAAGGAGAGAGACGUGUCUUUGGUUCUGAACAACGUGACGAAUGAAGAUGACGGAACAUACGAGUGUUAUGUUCAACACACGAUUGUGGGAGGAAACCACAGAGAGAGGCCUGAUGAAAUGACUCUGCUCUGCACCGUCCACCUGCAGGUAGAACCAGCGCUGCCGUGUACCGGUUCUGUCCACACUGACAUCCUGACUGUGGAGUGGAGACGAGCGGAGGAGAUCGUGUGCGUCAACACUCGACCCGAGAGCAGCGCCCAGUGUGAAAAUGAAGCCCUGCCAUCGUUUCAGAACAGGGUCCAGCUGAGCAGCGGUUCCAAGGAGAGAGACGUGUCUUUGGUUCUGAACAACGUGACGAAUGAAGAUGACGGAACAUACAAGUGUUAUGUUCAACACAACAAUGUGGGAGGAAACCACAGAGAGAGGCCUGAUGAAAUGACUCUGCUCUGCACCGUCCACCUGCAGGUAGAACCAGGUGGGUCAGAACCAGGUGGGCAAGAAACAGCUCAGAUCUGA
Betta splendens (Siamese fighting fish) is the source of this 898-nucleotide messenger RNA. RefSeq lists its product as uncharacterized. The coding region runs from base 26 to 898 and encodes 290 amino acids. The transcript is spliced from 3 exons. The record is from RefSeq and is a predicted model, not a curated record. Gene Ontology annotation, cellular component: membrane. NCBI's taxonomy places the organism in Eukaryota, Metazoa, Chordata, Actinopteri, Anabantiformes, Osphronemidae.